AAAAUCCGCACGUGCGAACUUCCCAGUUUCAAAGAUAAGCUCUGAACAUUUCUCACCUCUUUUAUUCAUCUCCUUCACUCCCUGCUUCACUGUAAGUAGAGUAACAAUGGCGGCAACAGCAAUUAGUUUCAAUUUAAUAGGCUCAUUCAAAGGAUUAUCAUUAAGCUCUUCUUCUUCGUUUCUCAAAGGCGAUACAGCCUCUCUCAAUUUUCCUAUUUCAAGAAACUCCGUUUCGUUUCCGUUAAGAAAAGCUCCGUUGCCGUUAACCAUUCAAAUGGCCCACAAGAAAGGAGCUGGUAGUACCAAGAACGGCCGUGAUUCUCCCGGCCAACGUCUCGGCGUUAAGAUUUACGGUGACCAAGUUGCUAAACCCGGUGCUAUUAUUGUUCGCCAGCGCGGCACUAAGUUCCAUCCUGGGAAGAAUGUGGGGCUCGGCAAGGAUCACACCAUUUUCUCAUUGAUUGAUGGACUUGUAAAAUUUGAGAAGUAUGGACCGGACAGGAAAAAGAUAAGUGUUUAUCCACGAGAAAUUCAGCCGGAGAAUCCCAAUAGCUAUCGGGCAAGGAAGAGGGAGAACUUUAGGCUGCAACGGGAACGCAAGAAGGCAAGAAAGGAAGGCUAUGUUGCUCAGCCACAACUAGUACUUGCUUCCAAUGUUGAUGUUUCAGAAAACAACACCACGGCCUGCUGAUCUGAAAGUCAUUCUAAUGUAAAAUUAUUGUUUACUUUAGUGGCAUCUCUUGUUUAUUUUUGAAGCUUCUUAGAUGUGUUCAUUGUUUGUGAAUUAAUAUGCAAGCAAUCUGAAACGAUUUGAUGGACAAA
Molecule: messenger RNA, 822 nt
Organism: Mercurialis annua (annual mercury)
Lineage: Eukaryota; Viridiplantae; Streptophyta; Magnoliopsida; Malpighiales; Euphorbiaceae
Product: 50S ribosomal protein L27, chloroplastic
Exons: 4
Coding region: 107-691 (194 amino acids)
Biological process (GO): translation
Cellular component (GO): ribosome
Molecular function (GO): structural constituent of ribosome
Source: RefSeq, a predicted model, not a curated record